Ctenopharyngodon idella (grass carp) is the source of this 1348-nucleotide messenger RNA. RefSeq names its product meiotic recombination protein REC114-like. The coding region runs from base 342 to 1175 and encodes 277 amino acids. NCBI's taxonomy places the organism in Eukaryota, Metazoa, Chordata, Actinopteri, Cypriniformes, Xenocyprididae. The transcript has 6 exons. The record is from RefSeq and is a predicted model, not a curated record.
GGGUUAACUUUUAUAGCAGUGAAAGAGAGACUUCAUAAAUAUAUAUUUUUUGUGUUUCCAUUUGCAAUGGGAAAAAGAGGAAAAAAUAGAGAGCGAUUGAUAACGGCAGUCAAAAGAGAGAAAGAUGCAAUUUUUUACCGUCACUCCCAUAGCCGCUGUAUUACAAACACCCUCAUAACAGCACUAUUUUUUUUUUGUAAUUUGAUUCAAAGGUAAUAUAAUACAAUGUAUAGUGUUAUAAAAGUACAUACAUUAAAAAAAAAAAAUUAAAAUAUAAAAAACUUUGCAGGAUUUACGAUAUUGAUAACCGUUAAAACGCGUCAUCACAGUCUGUAAGUAGUAUGCAUGCUAGUACACUAUUUAAAAAAGUAACCGUCAACCACCCCUUCCUCCGCCUGUCAGUUUUACUCUCUUCAAUUUCGGGAGGAAAAAACGCGAACAUGGAAAGUGAUUCUUCACACAAAGAACAUUCGAAAGACUCGACAAUUCCCAAUAGUGUUUGGAAACUGCGACGCUACGGUCGAUUUCUCCCGAAAGGAAAAGCAAAAUCCAAGUCCUCAGGUAGUAACUGCGCCUGGAAGAUUUUCGAGUCCAGUGAAAGCUUUGGCCAGCUGGAGCUCAAUAUUCUGGGCUCUGGUCAUCUGCUAGUAUCUCAAGGCCAGGAACUCUUGGAGGGUUUCUCUUUGCUCAAUGCACAGAGCUUCCUGAAGAUCCAGCACAAAUCAGACAGUCUGCUGUUCAACAUUACAAUAAAGGGUGAGAGCCGUUUGAUCAGACUGCAGUUUGGUGGCAGUAGUCAGGCAGAAGCGGUGGAUUUCUGCAGUAAAGCUGUGGAGAAGCUGCAGGAUUAUGUUCCUGUCCAGGAGCAUCUGACCACACCUGCUUCUGCUGCACCUUCUGAUCCUGAAGAACCCGGAACAUCUGCACAGCAGCAGAAGGCUCCUGAAGAUGCACCACAGGCGGCCCCUGUCGUUGCCAUGGGACCGCUGUCAAUCAAACACCUUUCUCAGUACUUCCUGGGCGAGUGUGAGCUGUCCCUGCCGAUGGCGUAUCAUCAGUGCACGCUGCCCUCUGGAGACCUGGAGGCACUACUGCGCCUCUGUCUGCUUGAUGCUGGCUUUCCUGCUUUCGUAGAGGAAGUCGAGAACAAGCUAAAGGAGCUAAUGCAAGAAUGAGGUAGAGCUGAGCUCACAAACUCAGUGCUGUGAUCGUUAACUAAAACUAUUAAAAAUCAUUUCAUUAACUGAAAUAAAUCUGAAAAAAAGAAAAUAUAUUAAUUAAAAAAAUACUUGUAAAAAUGUAAUAAAUUAAGUUGUAUUAAAAUUACUGAAACAAAAUGAUUUGCACU